GUAUCCAUGGUAACACGGAAUCCAUCGUAUUAUUGACAACAGCCUUAUAAAAACCGUCUGUAUUACCUGCACUAGACAAAUGAUUCACCUGAUUCUUCACUGAAAAAGAUUUGGUUUUUCUUUGAAAAGGAGAACGUUGGAUUAUAUAGAUGGACAAGAUUUAUAUAUUUGUCAUACACAUAUCUGUUUUUCCUUCUUGGGGAUUUACCCAGAAAAUGGACAUGGUUUUUAAAAGCAGGCGUCGUGGGGAUUUACGUAAACGCGUUUAGAGUAAAACUACACCAAACAAAUCUUGCUACAUACGAGGAAGUCGAAUUACCAUAUAUGGAAAUUAAACAACAUUCGGAGAACUGCAAUAUGCAAGGAUUACAAAUCUCUAUAGGCUCUACUUGGACAUCGAUUUUAUCUGUCGUACACUGUCAGAUCAGUACAAGGCUAAGACGAUAGUGAGGAGGAGGAGGAGGAGAGGAGGCUGAGGCCAAGUAACCAAGGCCAAGUCGAGAAUGAGGAGGGAUUAGUAACCAAGGCUAAGUCGAGAGUGAGGAGGAAGAGGAGGAAGCUGAGGAAGCUGAGGAGGCAUUAGUUAACAAUGAACGACUUACCAGGAAUAGAAGUUCUGUUCCGUGAACACCGGCGCCUGGCCAAUAAGUUAACGAAGGAUGAAAUGAAGGCACUCCGUGGCUUCCUAAAUAACUGCCUAAUGCAGGAACACGGGGAAAUGGUCUUUGAACUGGACAAUCUGAAAACGUCAUACAGCGCAAAGGUAUUUGAUCUCGAGGACAAAUUAUCUGAAAUGCAAAAGGAACUCAAAUUCAAGACAGAGCUUCUCGAGCAGUACAAAUCGAGCGACAGCAGCCUAGCCAUGGUACAUAAACAGCGCGAGAAGAGGCUGGAACACAAGCAAUCUUUCCUGCUUCUCGACCUUGAGAAGGGCCAGGACGCUCUUAAAUCUCUCAACGCCCGGCAACACGUGCUAGAGAAUGAGCUCCAACAGAAGGAAAAGGUCAUUGUAGAACAAACUUCAAAGAUUGAGGGAUUGAAGCUGGCAGUAGCUGAACAAAACAACACUAAAAACCGAAAUGUUGAGGACCGAGCUCAGAAACUAAAUCAGGAAAUCCUUCGGCUGAAACUAGAGAUAGAUCAACGGAAUAAAGAAUGCCAAAAGCUACAAGAUGAAAAACUGCAGCUAUUUAAUGAGAAAAGCAACAUGGAGAGGAAUUUAGAGGAACAAAGCCGUCUGAUGAACGAGCUGAAGGAGACUAUGCAGAGUAAUGCUAAGCAAAUGGCCGUUAAAUGUGAGCAACUGUCCAUGCUUCAAUAUCAAUUAGACUUGGAAAAGAAAAAAAUGGCUGAUUUUCAAAAAGAUCUUCAAGUGAAAGAUAAUUUUGGUCAAGUGACGAGACGUGGUAGUUCUGAUCAGGAUUACAAUGACGUAAUGAAGAUCAGGUCAGAGUCAUACAGGUCUCAGGUACAGUUUCUCGAAUGUCGGAUAAAAUUACUGGAGGAAAAAAUCGCCAUGUACCGGAAUCAGGUUCGCGACAUGAGCCGGGAGAUCACAGACAUUGCUGAGGACGUCACUAAAUCGUCGCAUCUCAAAGACCGGAUAUUUGUCCACGGAACAACCAUCGUAGAAAAAAUCCAGCGAGAGUUACAUGAACAUAUAGUAUCGAGGAGGUCUAAACUUGAAACUUCCCUUGACGAAGUUCUCAGAACGGCACCUGUAGCUAUUUCUAAGGAAGCAUGUGAAAUCCGAGCAGAUGCGCUAACUUUGAAGAAACAAGCAGAAGUUAAUCGCGUCAACGACGUCCUUGUAAGAACGUCUCGUCUUCUGACAAGGGUAGACGCUUGUGAGAAAACGAAAUUUUCUGGAAAGUUUUUAACUGGGAAUGGACAUGUCAUUCAAAACGGAAAUUCUACGAACAACAUACGUCCCAAGUCAGAAAUACGUCAAAAGAAGGACGAUAGUCAAGAAAGGUGUUUCACUGUUGUCACAAGGAAACAUUCGAACGGUCAUCUCCUCUCUCGACCUCGCCAACUAAAUGGGUCUGCACUUCCACUCUGGAAACGGAAACACUCGUUGUCCAUGGAUAUGGCAAACUGUAUAUCCCCAGCACUUAUUGACCUCAACCUCAGCCCAGGUAGUUCGCCUUCUCCGAAAGAUAAGAAGACAUUCUUCUCAAGUAGUCAGAGCACGCAGGCUAUAGAGAGUAAGCGGUCUCUUUCCGAUUCCAGCUACUAGGGCGCGGGACAUUCAAAAUGUAUUUCGGUGAUAAUGAAGGAAAAGCAGUCUGUAAUGACCAUGACCUUUAAAUUGAGCUUUACGGCUGGUACGAGUCCGGGAAAACCAGAAUCUUCCAGACAACGUCCAUGGCAGUCAAAAUGAACACAGCCUUAACAACGGCUAACACUCAUAACUUUAAGUGUGUUUACGGAAAGUAUAGAGAGCAAGCAGAUUCUAACUUAGCUUCAACUCAUAUUUACCUUUAAGAAUUACGAUACCUGCUGAAAGAUUGAAACCCAUACGUAAACACUCGCUUUACGUGUUUCUUAAUUCAUUAGCUAUGUUGUAAUAUACAGAUGUGUCCAUCAGAUAGAUGUCGAUUUAAAUAUUGGACUAUAUUUAUGCGAGGAAUUUUUACAUUGAGUUUCAGAGCCAUAUCUUUAUUGAUGUUUGCUUACAUACCUCAAAAACUCUUGGCCAUAUUGUGCAGGGUUACGAAACAGAAACAGUUUGAUUUAAUUAUUAACAAGUCACAUAGAUGUCUAUGAAUGAUAUCGAUACAAUAACCUUUUUAUGGAUUUCAUAUAAAAUCAGAAGAAUUGUUUAACCAGUAAGUUCGUCCAUGUAAUAUUUUUGCGUGUCACUGGUGUAAUACAACCUGGAGCGUUUCGCAUUGGCUGUGCCAGUCAGAUAUUGAUUGUGACGUCAGGAUAUGGACAAAUACAUGAAUUGUAAAUGGUUGUCUCUGUUUUAUUAAGCCCUCGACAUUUUGACUUAAAAAUCUGUCUCAAAUGUAAUUUUUCUGAGAUAUGUGAUAAAAAGUAUCUUAAAUGUUUUCAUUUUAUAUGAGAUUUUAUCAAACUCGUCUUGAUUUGCUUUUAAAUUUUUACUCACCAAGGAUCGCGAGAAUAAAAACCUCCGAGACUCCUUAGAUAAAAUCUUGUACGAAAUGAAAACUCAUUUAAAAUCCUUUAUGCAUUCUGUAUCAAAUAACGUAACCUGUUAUAUUUCUAUAAUCUUCAGGUACGUUUUGCUAAACCAUGCUUAAUUCCAAAACGUUAAAGUCCUCAUUUCAUAUGAAACCCAAUUAACAUAUUAUAUUUGUAUAUAUUUUUGUUUAUGUGUGCGUGGUCAACAACUUAUUGCUUCCUUUGAAAACACAUUGACAGGAUAUUACGUUUUGACGUGUUUAUGAGUCGUGAUCUUUUGAUGACGAUCAAAUACAUACUUAAGAUUGAGUUAACAUAUAUUUGGUUAAAUACAGAUUAACUAUCAUUGUUUGUUAUGAUCCCCAUGCUUAUAUAUAAUACAUGUAGUUAUGGUUUAUUUGUUUAUUAUGUACAUGAUCUACAAUGCUUGCGUGUAUCUAAAUGCCGGUUUAUUUUUGUUUUAUUGAUAAUACGUUGUCAAUUAUGAUAUCUAAGUAUAUUUUGUAUUAAAAUACGAGUGAUCUUUCCUUUUU
Pecten maximus is the source of this 3683-nucleotide messenger RNA. Its product is annotated as spindle assembly abnormal protein 6 homolog. The coding region runs from base 590 to 2239 and encodes 549 amino acids. NCBI's taxonomy places the organism in Eukaryota, Metazoa, Mollusca, Bivalvia, Pectinida, Pectinidae. The transcript is spliced from 3 exons. The record is from RefSeq and is a predicted model, not a curated record.